Molecule: messenger RNA, 1490 nt
Organism: Bradysia coprophila
Lineage: Eukaryota; Metazoa; Arthropoda; Insecta; Diptera; Sciaridae
Gene: sro
Product: SDR family oxidoreductase shroud
Biological process (GO): steroid metabolic process
Cellular component (GO): intracellular membrane-bounded organelle
Molecular function (GO): oxidoreductase activity
Source: RefSeq, a predicted model, not a curated record
GAUGAUCGAUGCAGAAAGUGUUUGGUUCAGGGGCCAUACGGUUCUUUGUUUGAAUAUUUGUUGUUUUAAAUACCAUUAUUAAGAGUUGAUUGAUAGGAGUGUGAACUGUUUUAUUAAUCAAAUCAGAAAAUUUUCAACCGACUUCUAUCCAAGUUUUUAAGGAUUCGUAGAUUGUAACGAUCAGCAUAUCGAAUUUUGUCGCCUAUUGCGCGCACAGUCCAUUUUCGUGAAUGUGGCCGGUCGAUGUAAAAAUUCCAUUGAAUAAAUUUAUUUAUUUCCAAAUCCACGAGUGAACAAACCGUCUCAAUGAUCUCUGAUUCGAAAGAUUACCGUUGAGCAGCAAACAAUCGAAAAUGAUCCGUAAUUAUUUAUCGAAGGAGAUAUUAAUUUCACUAUCAGUGAUCGGAGGAUGUGCAUUGAUUGUUUCGAUCAUUCGACCGAAACGUAGACUUCGCGUUACCGAGAAGAAUUGUGUUUUUAUAACAGGAUGUGAUUCUGGACUCGGAUUAACACUGGCCAUCAAAUGCCAUGAGCUAGGACUGUUUGUGAUUGCCGGUUGCUUAAAUGUUGAGUCUGACGGUGCCAAAAAAUUGACCAGUUAUGCCAAUAACAGGAUGAUUGUCGCAGAAGUAGAUAUUCGGAAUAACGGUAGCAUUAAAGCUGCAGGAGACAAAGUUAGCGAUUUGCUGAUACGAAAUGGAUUGAACUUCACAGCUCUAAUCAAUAAUGCCGGAAUAAUGGUUUUGGGAGAAUUCGAAUGGCAGACAAUGGCUAUGAUCGAAAGUCAGAUCGAGGUGAAUCUGAUUGGCACGAUGAAAUUGACCAAACAAUUUCUACCAAUGUGUCGCCAAUAUAAUGCUAGAAUCAUAGUAGUGACUAGUCACUGUUCUCUGCAAGCUCUACCUAGCAUCUCACCGUAUGGUGCAUCCAAAGGAGGGUUAGGGUUUUUCGUUGACGCACUUCGCGUCGAAAUGAAAAAGUAUCAGGUCGAUGUUGUCAACUUCAUACCCGGAUCGUUUAUCAUGCAGAGUAAUAUUUUCGCGAGGCAACAAGAGUAUUCCCAGGAAAUGAGAAAGCAAAUGACCGAUGAACAGCUGCAAUUCUACGGCGAUUAUUUCAAUGAAUUCAACAACUAUUUGCUGCAGUUGGAUCAAUACAGAAAGCCUGGCUUGAUUGGAGAUGUCGCUUUGUUGAAUUUAUUCGAAAGAGCGCUGCUGGAAGUCAAUCCUCGUUCAAUUUAUAUAAAUCAAAAUUGGCGGUACGCUGCCUAUCAUUUCUUAUGUGGCAUAAGUCCUGUUUGCAUUCGAGACUGGCUAAUCGUACGUUUUAUGACAAUGCCCACCUACAAACCAACUGCAAAAAAAUAAUGUUCAAAAAUAUAGAAAAAAAAAACAAUCGAAAGGCUUACAAGUGCAUAGUUAAAGAUUUAUUAAGAAGUCAAUAAAACCACCCCCGAAAUAUUAUCACUUAAAAGAAAAAUAAAAAUAAAA